This is a messenger RNA of Menidia menidia (Atlantic silverside), 2519 nucleotides long. NCBI's taxonomy places the organism in Eukaryota, Metazoa, Chordata, Actinopteri, Atheriniformes, Atherinopsidae. The record is from the annotation of a GenBank genome assembly.
UCGCGGCUGCGCGCAGCGACGCCUGUGCUCGAUGUCGGUUACUGGAAAGCAGAGGGGAAUUGGCUCCCACAGAACACCCCCUGUCGAUUGCUGAUAAUCUUAUUCAGAGAAUUUAAGGGGGAAACGCUCUUCCAAGGACGCAUCAGACCAAAGGAAAUGUAUCUCACGAACGACAGCAUUUGGGAGUUCUUGGCUAUGGAGAGUCCGAACUUUACGCACGGUCCAGUUGUCAAUGAAUCGCUGCCGCCGGACCUACCCACGACUGGGGAAAAAAUCGCUUUACCGAUUUUUAUGUUUGCCGGUGGUGCUAUUGGAAAUUUGAUUGCGAUAGUCGUACUUUCAGUAUCGCGACAGGAGAAAAAAACCUCGGCAUUCUACACCUUGGUGUGCGGUUUGGCGGUUACGGACUUAUUGGGCACAUGUUUGGCCAGCCCGGUAACCAUAGCCAACUACCUGAACCCGGGUGUACUGAAGGACGUGAACGUGUGCAAGUUUCAGUCCUUUUUGUUGCUGUUUUUUAGUUUGACCGGGCUGAGCAUCAUAUGCACCAUGGCAGCAGAGAGGUACUUGGCCAUAUGCUGCCCGUACACCUACCACCAGUGGGGAGUGGACCGUCGUUUUGCGCAGAAGUUCUUCUUCUUCAUUUACAUCAGUCACAGCUUCUUCUGCUGCCUCCCCAUGAUGGGCAUCGUGGAGAGCCAGCUGCAGCAGUCCAGGACCUGGUGCUUCAUCGACUGGAGGACUCGGGAGCCGGUGGCCGCCGCGUAUUCUGUCCUGUACGGCGUGGUGAGCCUGCUGCUGAUCCUGGGCACCAUCGCGCUGAACCUGGCGGUGUGCGGGACGCUGCUGCUGAUGCGCCGCAGGACCGUCCAGCGGCCGGUCACCAGAACCAGCGUCCGGGACAGGUGGAGGGCGCUGUCCUCCGCGGCAGAGACGCAGAUGAUCGCGGUGCUGGUGAUGACAUCCGUGGUGGUUCUGACCUGUUCGUCCCCACUGGUGGUCCGUGUGUUUGCCAACCGCGUCAAAAAUGACUACAAAGCAGAUCUCUCUGCCAUAAGGUAUGCCUCAUUGAACCCCAUUCUGGAUCCUUGGAUCUACAUCCUCCUCCGGAGAUCCCUUUUUCGAAAGUUGCUCAAUUUAACCAGGCGGCGCACCAACCCCGGCAACACUUCCUCUCCCUCGCCACAGAUGGGUCUGCUGUGCUCUGAUAUGACGGGGGACGGCCAUGUGUUCACUCAGCUGAUGUGCAAUGCAAACAUCCUCACUCAGCUGCCUGCUACUGUAACGUUCACUCACUGUGGCAUGGAUGGCCUUUGCCAGACUUAAGACUUUGCCGACUCAGCACACGGUGAAACCUGUGAAAGUGUGCCCUAAGCAGCUUCACGACAGGCUGCAGACUCCGUUUGUGGCGUGCCAGCGCGACAGAAGAGCCAAGGAUGAGUGCGGAAAGCACCUUUGCACAGGAGCCGUAUGGAGCUUCCGGGUUUAUUCAUUAAAUAAAAGCAGAACGGUCUCCUGACUGUGGCGCCGGCCUCCAGGAACAAGCACGGAAAUAGUUUGACUCUAACGUAAUCAUUAAAGUGCAAUUAGGAGACACUAACUGGGCUAUAUUUUGUGCCUCUCCGCGUUCCACGCAGUCACCUUGGGAUUUUCACGUUACAGAUACAAGUUUUACUCCAGAUAAGCAAACUGUUUGCUAUUUCAGCCUCUGUCAAAUAUUUAUCACCGAGCCCACCUGCGUCCAGUCCUGUCUUCCACCACAUCAAUACGUUCAUUUAAUCAGCUCCCGCACAAAGGCAAGCAGCCUGUUUCAAACAGCAUGGUUCGAAUGAUGUUUUCUGUACCAGGAGUGACGGUUUUAGACAUCAAUGAGGAACAUUCUCCAACACUAGCGCAUCUCUUAACCAGUUGAGACCAAUGUCAGACAUUGGUUUUAACAGGUUUCAGAAGGCUUUUUAAAGCCUAAGGGUUUUUCUAUAAUGUUUUCAAAAGGUCAACUAAUAUUAUGUGUUACGUCUGUGCCUCCGAUAACACAAAAAUGGGAUAUAAAUCCUUUUUUUUCUUUUUUCCUACAAAAAGGGUCAAUAUUUUUCCCUCAUUGUUAAUUACUAAGUAGAAAGAGCAUUGCCAGAGAGCACAGCAAGGUAGAAUAUGUUCAACAAAAAAGAUCAAAUAAGAUUUAAAAUGUCACAAGUCAAGCACAAUUUUCUAAUUCAUAAAGCCAAAUACUAAUCAUCCAACAGUAAAAUGUUUUGUUUCUGUUCCUUGUGCUUCGAAAGAUAAUGUUAUGGUUUUGGUUACUGUUGUGAUGUGGGUUUUCUGGCUUUAUUAGAAUAUUUAUGUGUUCUGUUGUGUUUUGUCCUUAAAUUAUUUUUGUAUUAGGAAUGACGAUGAAAAAAAUGUUUUGCACUGACCCAAACAUGCUGCUGAUAUCUGUUUCUAUUAAAGAGUACUGAUUACUAUCCAGUGAAUCUGAAUCAGACCGCGCUGGUUUGUGUGUUACCUAUGUGAACAAACCC